ACAAAGUAUGUUGGCACAAGAUCCAGGUCGUUUAAGUAUAUACAUGUAUAUAUGAUAUAUAUGCUCCGUUAUAUCUACAGUAAAUUAUAACCACUAUUCACAAGGUAGGCAGAUAUCAGCUUUACUAACAUACUGUAUGUAGAUCUAUAUACAUGUCGAGUUUGAAGUUUUAACUUAUGGGUGAUAAAAAGACUGAACGCGUAACGUUUGUUGAUGUGAGAGAGGCUUAUGAAAGGAUUAAAUCAGUGGUCAGUAAGACACCAGUUUUUCAGGAUGAAGAUUUCAAUGAAAAAUAUGGACGUAACUUCUACUUCAAAGCUGAAAACAUGCAGAAGACAGGUGCAUUCAAAAUCAGGGGUGCCCUAAAUGCUGUCCUUAAACUGCGGGAAAAAGAGAAAGAUAUUAAAGGUCUGGUAACACACAGCAGUGGCAAUCACGGCCGAGCAAUGGCUUGGAUUGCACGGCGAUUUCAUCUACCAUGUGUUGUUGUAUGUCCGACAACUGUUCCAGAAGCCAAACUUCAGGACAUCAGGGAUCUUGGAACUGAAAUAGUGCCCUGUGAGCCGACGCCAGCCGAUAGAUUAAGAAAAGUGGGUCAAGUACAGGAGGAACGUGGAUACAAAUACAUAUCAACAUGUGAUGAUAACGAUGUUAUAGCUGGACAGGGUACUAUAGGCCUGGAACUUCUGGAUCAAGUUCCUGACUUGGACGCCAUACUGGUUCCGGUUAGUGGCGGGGGAAUGGCCGCUGGAAUAUGUAUUGCCGCAAAGAGCAUUAAACAAGAUACAAAAAUAUUUAUUGUGGAACCGGAGGGUAAAGACUUAGAGAAAUGUCUAAAGGCAGGUGAGCGGCUCUGGCCUAAUCCUCCCAAAUGUCUCGAUACUGUCGCAGAUGGUAUGAGAAUGCAGCAGCUGGGCUUCAAGACGUGGCCUAUCGUACUUGAGCAUGCAGAAAAACAAGUGUUCACUGUGGCUGACAAAGAAGCGAUAGAAGGGAUGAAAUAUGCAUUCCAAAGUAUGAAGAAUAAAUCACUUAUACGAUGGGGAUUUCAAGCGGAUAAGGAAAAUGGGCCUCUCCUUACAACCGAAAGAAGAACAAGACUUUUUUCACCUAAAAGGAGUCCAGUAAACACAAGUACACCAUGGAAGGCGUUCUACAACAAGAAAACAGACUCUAUAAAAAAUAUCGCCAUGUAA
Molecule: messenger RNA, 1196 nt
Organism: Mercenaria mercenaria
Lineage: Eukaryota; Metazoa; Mollusca; Bivalvia; Venerida; Veneridae
Product: probable serine racemase
Exons: 10
Coding region: 177-1196 (339 amino acids)
Biological process (GO): L-serine metabolic process; D-serine biosynthetic process; pyruvate biosynthetic process
Molecular function (GO): magnesium ion binding; ATP binding; threonine racemase activity
Source: RefSeq, a predicted model, not a curated record